Messenger RNA from Sinocyclocheilus anshuiensis, 1089 nucleotides. Its product is annotated as transmembrane 4 L6 family member 4-like. The coding region runs from base 158 to 733 and encodes 191 amino acids. Lineage: Eukaryota; Metazoa; Chordata; Actinopteri; Cypriniformes; Cyprinidae. Gene Ontology annotation, cellular component: membrane. The transcript is spliced from 5 exons. The record is from RefSeq and is a predicted model, not a curated record.
CUGCACUAUGGCAGACAGACAAUUUCAGGCUGUGUGUGAGACUCCGAGACGAUAACCAAACUUGUUGUCAAGUUCUUUUUAUCUUGGAGCUUUUUAGUAAUAGUGUAGAGAUUACAGCUGUUCCCUGACUUCAGGAUUAUAAUACCCAUCUUGCAGCAUGUGUACGGGAAAAUGUGCGCUUUGCGUCGGGACAAGUCUGUACCCGUUGGCAGUCAUAUCCAUAAUAUGUAAUAUUAUGCUGUUUUUUCCUGGCUGGGAUAUAAAGUACGCACAGAAUGGACAAAUUACUGAGGAGGUCAAAUACAUGGGAGGACUGAUUGGAGGGGGGAUUCUGGUGCUGAUUCCAGCGUUUCACAUUCACCUGACUGGAAAGCAGGGUUGUUGUGCUAAUCGCUGUGGGAUGUUCCUGUCCAUUUUAUUUGCAGCAGUGGGUGUAGUCGGCGCCCUUUAUAGUUUCAUAGUGGCGCUGAUGGGUCUAAUCAAUGGGCCAUACUGUAAAUAUUACCUUCUUGUUUGGGGGACUCCCUUCAAAGACAAAGACGAGAGUUACCUUAAGGACCGUGGCACGUGGGGAACUUGCACAGAGCCAAAGAAUGUGGUGGAGUUUAAUGUAGGUCUGUUCUCAACACUGCUGGUGACCAGCGCCCUGCAGCUCAUCCUCUGUGCCAUACAGAUGAUCAACGGCCUCUUCGGUUGCCUCUGUGGAACCUGCAAAGAGAAAGGGCCGCUGUAAACCCUGACUGCUCCAGGUGCCAGGGAGGUCAUAUCCCUCAUCUCUACCAUCCAGCGUCCUUAACCAGCGCCCUCUUGUGGAAGAUGCUAUCUGAACAUUUUAAUGAAGGUUUAUUUGUACUUUUUUUGUGUACACUUAAUCUUCUUGUCACCUAUGGAUGUUUAUUGGUUACGUUUUGGCUUAAUACAGUCUUUUUUAGUAAUGGCUUAUGUAUAAUGACUUAAAGUGUGAAUAAUAUUUUAAAGGAAAAUGGCUUUAAUUAAUGGCAUAACACUUGUUUUGUAUCUGUUUUUAUAGCUUAGAAAUUAAAUAAAAAUACUAAAAUAUAAAUAAAAUCCAAACUGUUACACAGUGUG